AUGCAGCGGCCGGACUUCGAAGGCGCAGCGCAGGGUGACGCGGGUGAGCAGAGUCUGGGCUCGCUCGAGAAGCGCGUGAGCAUGGCGGGCGUGAGGGCGGCAAAGCGCGAGCGCUUGCGCGGGGGGACUGGCGGGGGCGCCAACCUCGGCAGCGACGCCUUGGAGGGCGAGAUUCGCGAGCGCACCCAGGCGUGCAUGGCGAAGCAACCGCGACAUCCGCAGGGCAAGGCGUGCGAGCUCGUCGUUUCGAACGCCUUCUUCGACGACCCCCACAAGAGGCAAAUUUUGCGCCGUGCUCUUGGAAUUCGGCCUCUGGACGUUGAAUCCGUAAAGGCCUUCGCCCAGAUCGACCGUGUCUUGCGCCGCCGGAGCGCGUUGUCUACAAUCGCGGAUUUCUGGGCGAAUCGGAGAAUCGCAUUGCGUAGCUGCCAUUUCUUGACGAUCGUCGAGACCGCCGUGAACCUCGGCGCCGAAGCCAGGGCGCCUGCGAAAUCGGUGGACAGGGUAGCUCUGCAGCUCUUCGUUCGCGCGGCCAAAGUGUUGAACUCGCGCAGAAGUGUACUUCGUCAUUCUGGGGCCGGCCCAGCUCUCUGGAAGACGCCACUGGCGAUCUUCGCGCUGUUUUCGCUCGAGCUGACCUCGCGCUGCCGGACAAGAGCGCUCAACGAUGACAACUCGGUGAUCUCCCUGUCGCAGGCCAAGAUGGAGGAGCUGAGCAUGUUCCGUGGUGACAACGUGCUCAUCAAGGGCAAGAAGCGGAAGGACACCGUCUGCAUUGUGCUUGCGGACGACAACCUCGACGACAACAAGAUCCGAUUGAACAAGGUGGUGCGCAAGAAUCUGCGCGUCCGCCUGGGUGACAUCGUGUCGGUGCACGCGUGCGGCGAUGUGCCUUAUGGCAAGCGCAUCCACGUGCUCCCCCUCGACGACACCAUCGAGGGCAUCACAGGGAACCUAUUCGACACGUACCUCAAGCCAUACUACCUUGAGGCGUACAGGCCGGCCCGCCAGGGCGACCUCUUCUUGGUUCGUGGCGGCUUCCGCCCGGUGGAGUUCAAAGUGGUCGGGGUGGAGCCGGGCGAGUUCUGCAUCGUGGCGCCGGACACGGUCAUCCAUUGUGAGGGUAAGCCCGUGAACCGCGAGGACGAGGAGAAGCUCGACGACGUAGGCUACGACGACAUCGGUGGUUGCAAGAAGGCGAUGGCCCAGAUUCGUGAGAUGAUCGAGCUGCCGCUGCGGCACCCCACGCUCUUCAAGACGCUGGGCGUGAAGCCCCCUCGCGGGGUGCUACUGUACGGCCCACCGGGCAGUGGGAAGACGCUGAUCGCCCGCGCCGUUGCCAACGAGACUGGGGCCUUCUUCUUCCUGAUCAACGGUCCCGAGAUCAUGUCAAAGAUGGCUGGGGAGGCCGAGGGCAACCUCCGCAGGGCAUUCGAGGAGGCCGAGAAGAACGCCCCGUCGAUCAUCUUCAUCGACGAGAUCGACUCGAUCGCCCCGAAGCGCGACAAAACGAGCGGCGAGGUCGAGAAGAGGGUGGUCUCGCAGAUGCUCACGCUCAUGGACGGCAUGAAGGGCCGCAGCCAGACCGUCGUCAUCGCUGCGACCAACAGGCCCAACACCAUCGACCAGGCCCUCCGGCGCUUCGGGCGCUUCGACCGCGAGCUGGACAUCGGAGUGCCGGACGACAACGGCCGUCUGGAGGUUCUGAGGAUCCACACGAAGAACAUGAAGCUCGCUCCAGACGUGAAGCUCGAGGACGGGACGUGGCGUCGAACACCCACGGCUUCGUGGGCGCAGACCUGGCGCAGCUUUGCACGGAGGCGGCGCUGCAGUGCAUCCGCGAGAAAGUGGACCUCAUCGACCUGGACGAGGAGACGAUCGACGCCGAAAUCCUCGACUCCAUGGCGGUGA
Molecule: messenger RNA, 1911 nt
Organism: Prorocentrum cordatum
Lineage: Eukaryota; Dinophyceae; Prorocentrales; Prorocentraceae
Source: the annotation of a GenBank genome assembly